AUGACCCUUUCUACCAUCGAGCUGAAGGUCCAAGUGGCCCUUAGCCUCCUCGAUGGUGACGCAGGAGCCUGGGCCACUCCCAUCUUCGCCCAACUCACCGCUUUCCAUAUUGGGACGCAGGGAGCAACAACACCCUUCGCCGACAAAACGGCCUUCCUCACGGUGUUCAAAGCCCAUUUCGGCAACCUCGAUGACACCGCUGCGGCACAGGUAGAGCUCACCAAGCUCUGUGCUGACAAAACUAUGCGAGAGAAGCGCACCGCCGCAGAAUUCUCUGCGCUGUUCAAGGGUCCGGCGGACCGUUCCGGGUAUGGGGACCUGGAACUACGCGACAAGUACCUGAGUGGCAUCCCUUCCCGUGUCUAUCGAAAGAUCGAGCUCGAGACCCUUGCCACGUGGCAAGCCGCUGACAAGCGUGCCACCGAGGUCGAGCAGAUUCUCGACAUCAGCCAGGCCCGUCGGCCCAAGCUAAAUAACUUCUUCUCGGCCCGAGGUCGAGGGCGCGGAGGGGCACGUGGUGGCGCACCCCAGUCACACACAGCUUCGGCCAGCAUCAAUGCGGCCGUUGGAAAAGGCAACUUCCCUGGCACAUGCUUCGGCUGUGGGAAGCAAGGGUACCGACGAUUCGAGUGCCCCAAUUGUAAGGACAAACCUUACACAAAACGCGCCGACGCGUGGGCUACGGUUGCCUCGGGCUCUACCCAGGCGGUGACAAGCGCCCCCGUUGUCGCAACUUGA
This is a messenger RNA of Postia placenta MAD-698-R-SB12, 738 nucleotides long. RefSeq lists its product as hypothetical. Lineage: Eukaryota; Fungi; Basidiomycota; Agaricomycetes; Polyporales; Adustoporiaceae. The transcript is spliced from 2 exons. Gene Ontology annotation, molecular function: nucleic acid binding; zinc ion binding. The coding region runs from base 1 to 738 and encodes 245 amino acids. The record is from RefSeq and is a predicted model, not a curated record.